Molecule: messenger RNA, 1400 nt
Organism: Aegilops tauschii subsp. strangulata
Lineage: Eukaryota; Viridiplantae; Streptophyta; Magnoliopsida; Poales; Poaceae
Source: RefSeq, a predicted model, not a curated record
GGCCUUUUGUCCUCAAGCAUAGCAGCAGCAAAGGUCGCUUUCGUCUCUCUCACCCUCAACCCGCGCCCCCUUUUGUCGCCCGCCGCCGACGCCGAAGAUUCAACGCCCCCCCGCCGACGACCGCCCGCCCGCCCGCUCGCCCAUGUCGAUCCAGGGCCUGCUCCUCGAGGUCAGAGUGACGGGGUGCCGGAAGCUGCGGGACACCGAGUUCUUCUCGCGCCAGGACCCCUACGUCAUCGUCGAGUACGCCAACACCAAGCUGCGCACCCGCACCUGCACAGAUGGGGGAAGGAACCCGUCCUUUGAUGAGAAGUUUCAUAUACCACUCAUCGAGGGGCUCCGUGAGCUGAGUAUCAACGUGUGGAACAGCAACACAAUCAACACCGAUGACUUCAUUGGCAGCUGCAGGGUGCCGCUGAACAAGGUGCUCACGAGUGGCUACGAUGAUGCCUCAUGGCCCCUCCAGACACGCCAUAUGAAGUCUGCUGGGGAAGUGAAGCUCAUCAUGCACUUUGAUGUCUCAGCAAUGAAGAACAAGAUGGGAGGUAAAACUUCUGGCCAGUACGCUCCUUCGCCAUAUGGUGCCUCCUCAGCUUCAUACCCAGCGCCUUCAGCAUAUGCUGCAGCACCCCCACCGCACCAAGCUUAUCCAGCUCCUAGCCACGCGCACCAUAUCCUGCUCCUUCUGCAUACUCAACUCCGCCUCCUCAGCAGCCAUACCCAACUCCGCCUCCUCAGCAGCCAUACCCGCAGCAGGGAUGUCCUCCUACAAGUCACCCACCACAGCCAUAUGGACAACCGUACCCGCCGCAGCCAUACGGGCAACCGUACCCACCACAACCAUAUGGGCAGCAACCUUACCCGCCACAGCCAUAUGGGCAACCGUACCCACCACCAUCAGCAGCACAAUCCCCUUAUCCACCUGCGCCUUACCCUGGAGCUUAUCCACCGCGGCCAUAUUGAUACACCCAGCUUCAGUGACCUGACGUGGCGGCACCGAAACGAAGAAAUGAUGAUCAGUUGUGGCCGCUGAGCUGUUUCAAAUGGAGUACAAUUCACAAGCCUACUGAAGGUGUGUUAGAUAACUGAAACAUGUAAAUCGUCUCCUUUGCGCUAGUGUUGCGAACAGCCUGGCAAAUCAUCAGAAACGUUUACUCUCUCUGGUAUGCACUAUAUAAGUAGCUUGCAGAACGCGUGAUCAAGUCAGUUCAAUAUUGUGGUUAGAAACCUUUCUUCUGUUUUGUAGCCAUUAUCGACUUUUCUACCCGCAAGUCUGUAACUAUAGUUGUAGCUGCUUGAAUGCCAGCGAAUGCGUGGCAACUGCAAAGCCUGCAGCAUCUUGCAGCCGACCUGAAACCUGAAGUGUUUUGUGAUGCUCAAUAAAUUUUCCUUGUUUGAUA